Molecule: messenger RNA, 1680 nt
Organism: Ramularia collo-cygni
Lineage: Eukaryota; Fungi; Ascomycota; Dothideomycetes; Mycosphaerellales; Mycosphaerellaceae
Product: related to benomyl/methotrexate resistance protein
Exons: 20
Coding region: 1-1680 (559 amino acids)
Biological process (GO): transmembrane transport
Cellular component (GO): membrane
Molecular function (GO): transmembrane transporter activity
Source: RefSeq, a predicted model, not a curated record
AUGGUCGAGGAUGUUGAGCAACCCUUCGUGGAAUCCGAUGUAGGAAACAGCAUCGAGGAAAAGAUGUCAAUACCUGCGAGAGAAAAGUCCAACGACGAACUGGAAUUUGAAGCCAUCCGAACGCCGAAGCCGAAGCCACAACAACAACAUCCUUCCCUUGGACUCGCGCCCUUGAAGGAAGUUCGCAGUCGCUCAUCAGCACGAUCAUACAAAUCGUACGAUGGCUAUACCGUAGACCAUGAUGACGAUGAGGCAGGAAAACGCGAUCCGUCCGACCCUCACAGCGAAUUCGAGGUUUCAUUUGACGGAGAAGGCGAUCCGUUCGACCCCAGAAACAGACCCAUUUUGACAAAAUGGUGUAUUGUUCUUAUAGUGGCCGCCAGUUCCCUCUGCGUUACUUGCGCCUCUUCUAUAUAUACGUCGACCUACCGCCAGGUGGAAGCUGAGUUUGGGGUCUCGAGAUUAGUAGCCACGUUAGGCUUGACCAUCUAUGUAUGUGGUUUGGGCUUGGGACCCAUGAUCCUCUCACCUCUUUCGGAGUUCUACGGUCGACGAAACAUUUACAUAUGCGCUUUUGGGAUGUUCGUGAUUUGGUUGAUUCCUUGCGCCCUGGCCAAGAACAUUGAAACCCUGCUUAUUGCUCGUUUCUUUGAUGGACUGGCCGGUAGUGCAUUUCUCUCUGUCGCCGGCGGCACUGUGGGUGAUCUCUUUUCAAAGGAGCAGCUUUCUCUCCCCAUGAUGGUCUACACAGCGAGCCCGUUUCUAGGUCCCGAGGUGGGACCUGUUGUAGGCGGUUUCAUCAAUCAAUUUACCGACUGGAGAUGGAGCUUCUAUGUCCUGAUCAUCUGGUCAGCAGUUCAGUGGAUACUCAUCGUGCUCUUCGUUCCCGAAACCUAUCCACCCGUUAUGCUACGGGGAAAGGCGAUACGAUUGCGAAAAGAAAGCGGUGACGAUCGGUGGAAAGCACCCAUCGAAAUCAUGAGCCGCUCAGUCUCGAGAACAGUGAUGUGGUCCUGCAUAAGACCGUUUCAGCUGCUAUUUUUUGAGCAGAUGUGUUUGAGCCUGUGCUGCCUUAGUGCCGUGCUUUUGGGAAUACUAUAUCUCUUUUUUGGGGCAUUCGCCGUCGUAUUCCAAAACAACCACGGGUUCAACGAAUGGCAGAUUGGUCUCUCAUUCUUGGGCAUCCUUGUGGGUAUGCUGCUAGGUGUUGGCUGCGAUCCAUUGUGGCGGAGAAACUAUAACAGGCUGGUUGACAAGAAUGACGGCAUCUCCGAGCCUGAAUUCCGCCUUCCGCCAACAAUUAUGGGGGCGCUAGUCGUCCCCAUCUCUCUGUUCGGUUUCGCCUGGACGACAUAUUCCCGCAUUCACUGGAUAGUGCCCAUCGUUUGGAGUGCGGUGUUUGGGGUGGGCAACAUAUUUGUCUUCUCAGGGGUGUUUACAUUUCUUGUUGAGGCCUACCCCCAAUACGCGGCCAGCGCGCUCGCCGCCAAUUCGUUCGCUCGAUCCAGCUUUGCUGCAGCCUUUCCCUUGUUCGGCGUACAAAUGUAUCACCAAUUAGGAUAUCAGUGGGCCUCGUCGUUAUUGGGGUUCAUCGCACUUGCGCUGUCGCCCUUCCCAUAUGUUUUCUUUAGGAUAGGCAAACGGAUUAGGAGCAGGUCGAGGUUCGCACAGGCCAAGUAG